UACUACAUUUGUAAGCUUAUUUUCGUGCGCCUAAUACUCAGAGUGAGUGCGUGCGCGAAGUCGUUGGAGUUAAUUGUUUUAAAUGCGUUUGGAAUUUGACCUUUUCACUUCCGCCUGUUGCGCAUCUACACGGCAAAGAUAAAUGCAUAAAGCCCAAUAAAAAGCAAUAAUAUUAACUAAAAGCUAAGACAGAGUUUCAACAAAAGAUGUGGUGAUGGCGAAAAUGGCAUCUGGUGACCUAUCGUUGACCAGCACAAGCAGUCAAGAGGAGGAGAGUUCGGAGUAUGUGGGCUACGACAGCACGCUGCGGCCGCCUUCGAACUCCAGCGGCAGCACCACAGCUGCCAACAUGGCCAACAACAAUGGGCCCGGCGGCAAGGGCGUCAAUCAGGGCGUGGUCGUGGGCAGCGGCGUGGGCGUAGGCAGCGGCGUGGGCGGCAAUAGCAACAGCAAGAAGUACGAUCUGCUGCAAUCGCAAUAUGAGUCGGCAAUGCUGGAGCUGAGCCAGCUGCGGCAUCAGCACUCCAACUCGGAGCGACGCUGCGAUGAGCUGGCCACGCAGCUGAGUCUCUACCAGGAGCACUUCAUGGCCGAUCGCAACAAGUUCACGGACAUUGUGGCCGAGAGUGUGCGGCUGAAGCACAAGCUGAUGCUGCUGGAGAAUCAGAACCAGGCGCAGAACAAUGGCAAUGGCAAUGCGCCGGCGCCACAAGCUGCCGCAGGCAGUGGCAGUGGCUACUACGGCUACGGCAAGUUGCCCGCUGCAUGCGACGGCAACUGCAGCGAGAAGCUGGCGGAGCUGAAGAAGGAGCGCAAUCUGCUUGCAGUGGAGCGUGAGAAGUACAAGAAGAGCUACAUUGAGUUGGAGAAGGAGCGCAGCUUUGAGAGCGAGAAGCUAGCCGAGCUGGAGAAGGACCGCAAUCUGCUUGCAGUGGAGCGGGAAAAGUAUCAGAAGGGCUACCUGGAGCUGGAGAAGGAGCGCAAUUUCUAUCGAGAGCGCGGCGAGGAGAAUCAAACGUUGAAAAUGCUGCUGUCCAAGGAGACGAAGCAUGUGCUCUCGCUCACCGAGGAGCUCAAUCAGCUGCUGUCCGAGAAGGACAAUGUGCUGCAGGAGCAUCAGAAGAUGUCCGACGAUCUGGCGCUGGCCAACAAGGAAAUCGAGCGCCUCAAGAAGGAUGAGCUGAUGUUCAAGGCGGAGCUCAAGUCGCUGCAGCUGGCGAAUGCGGAGCUGAAGAAGCGCGACCUACUGAAGUCACGUGAGAGCAGCUGGAGCAAGGAAUUCCAAAGCGCCGACAGCAAGGAGGAGCUGGAGAAGCUGCGCAAGAGCCUGGAAAAGGCGCUCACAGAGGUGGAGCGUUCGCUGCAGGAUGCGGAGGAGGCCAAGCGUGUGCGGGACUGGGCAAUCUCGCAGCGUGAGAAGAUUGUGCAGGAGCGCGACUCGGUCAAGACGCUGUGCGACAAUCUGCGCAAGGAGCGCGACAAGGCCAUAUCCGAUCUGCUGAUGGCCAUACGCGACAGCGAGAAGAUCAAGAAGCAAAAAGACGAGGCGCAGAAGAAGAUCGAUGCGUUGAAGGAGCAGCUGGAGCAAAGUCUGAAUGCAGCUCAGUCCACUGUGGCCACGCCCACGGACAGCAGCUCGCGGCGCAGCUUCCGCCUGAGCAGCUUUGAGAGCGGCGAGGAUCUGCUGGAGAUCGAGCUGUGCAACUAUCCGGACGCCGAGCUAGGCAUCAUACUGGACGACAGCAACAAGCGGCAACUGGUGUGCGGCGUGACCAACAGCUCGCCCGCCUUUGGCAAGCUCAAGAUCAACGAUGUCAUCUGCAAGGUGAACAAUCUGGAGUGUGGCGCGCUCUCGAAGCGCAUGGUGCUGGACGAAAUCCGCACCUGUGCGCCACGCUGCUCGCUGCUGGUGUCUAGGACGCGCCACAGCAAGCGGCACAGCUAUGCGGUGCAGCUGAAGACGAGCAGUCGCGAUAAUCUUGGCCUGCUGCUGGACAUGGGCGUGUUCAUAGCCAAGAUCGAGCCCAACUCGCUGGCCUUCUACGAGCCGGAGCUGGAGGUGGGCGACCGCGUGCUGAGCAUCAACAACAAGAGCAUGGACUCGCUGCAGUCCAUUGACGAGGUGCUGCAGCUGCUCCAGAGCGACACGCUGCACAUCUUUGCGCUCAAAUACGUGCCCGAGCAGUCGUCGCUGGACGUCUGCCUGCCGCACUGCCGCAUGACCAGCUCGGCGGCGCAGACCGAUAGCUCCAUUGAGCUGAACAGCAGCGGCGCCGGCGGCGGCGGCGGUGGCAACAGCAGCGCCACUGGCAACAGCGCGGCCAAGCAGCCAUCCAAGUUUGCCGACUUUCUGCGCAAGCUCAAGUUCAGCAAGCCCGAGGAGCAGGAGCAUGAUGUGGCCAUUGCCGCCCUGGACUCGGUGCUGAGCGAGAACAGCUCGGAGAAGAGCAAGGAGAAUUUGUUUCGGCGCCACAAGCGCAGCGGUGGUAACAAGAAGAGCGACAAGGAGGCGGCCAAGAGCACGGGCACCUGGCCACGCACCAACAUCUCGCACGAUAAUCCCACGGGCACCAUAGUGCAGCGUGGAGGCGCCGGCGGCGAAAAGAAACGCCCGCUCAUGUCGCUCUUCACCGCCGGGCCCAUCAAUGUGGACAAGGACGAUGAAGUGGAGGCGACGCCAGCGCCUGCGCCGCUGCAGGAGCUGCAGUCGCCGCCACCGCUGCCGCCGCAGCUGAGCAAGCCGAGGAACAUCAAUGGCAGCGCCAUCAAGACGCAUCCCAAUCGCAACAGCAAUCCGGUGAGCAAUGCCUAUGCCAAUCGCCUGUUCCAGCCGGACAAGCUCAACUACCCGCGGCAUUCGCUGUACGGCGCACCGCCCACGCCCGAGGAGAAGCCUCAACCGCCGCUGCAGCGUCCAGCGCCUUUGAUGGGCGCCAAUGCGCGCGUCAAACUGCCCAACCAGGAGCGCUACUCCCGCGCGCCGCACAACAAUCGCUUCUCGCUCAACAUCCCGCCCAGCGGCGGCGACUUCUAUCAGCCCAAGACCAGCGGCCAGCAGGCGCAGCAGCAGAGCGUGCCCGCUGUGGCAGCUGCGGAGUUUCCCAUGCGCAAGCAGCAAAUGUUCCACGACAUGUUCCAGCAGCCGCCGCCGCCGCCCAAGCUGAACACCAUGUUCCAGCCGCUGCAGGCGCCGCCACGCGCCACCGCCGACGCCAUCAGCAUAAAGUCACAAAACUCCAUCGAGUCCAUGCUCUCGGCCAAGAGUCCGCCCAUCAGCGAGUACGGCGUCUAUGCCAAGCGCCAAGUGCCGCCCAUGCCGCCCAAGCAUGUGCCCAAGUAUCCCAGCGACAGCGAAAGCAUCGGCUCCGGCAUCCUCCAUGCGCCCAACUCCCAGCACAACUAUCUGGCCCAGCAGACGCCCGCCUCGCUGCAGCUGCUCAGCGCCGGCAGUCGCCACACGCAGUUGUUUCCCAGCAGCUAUGGCCGCUAUAUGCGACGCUCCAGUCCCCUAACGCUGCCCUCGCCUCCACCCAAUGCGGCGGGCAUGGCAGCCCAAGCGCCGCCGCCACUGCCAUCACCACGCCAGCGCUACGAAGCCAUCAGCAACAGCAGCGCACUGGGCAUACCCACGGAGCUGGACUAUGCAGGCCAUGCGCAUGCUCCCUACCUGGACUACAACCAACAGCAGCAGCAACAGCAGCAGCAGCAACAGAUGCAGCAACAUUAUCCCUACAAUGGCGGAGUGAUCUACGAGGGCGGCACGUUUCCACGCAAGAAAGACAACCAGCGGCUGCGCAUACCGUCCAAUCCCAGCGUGGCCAGCAAUCGCGGCCUGGUCAAGAACAGCUCCGGCUCCAUAGAUCAUCACUACGGCAGCGGCGGCGGCGGCGGCGUCGGCAAUCAUCAUCCGCAUGCCUCACUCCUGGCCAGCUACAAUGCGCAGCUGCCCAAUGGCUCAAGUCUAAUCGGUGGAAGUGGUGGUGGAGGCGGUGGUGGCAGUGGGCGUGGCUCGCCCAUGCCGCAGGUGCAUGUCGAGGUGCUGAGCCAUGGCGGCCCCAAGCGCGGCGGCUCGCACGGCGCUGCGGAUUUUCUGUGCCCUGGAGACCUUAGAAGAGUCACGAUCGACAAGCGCGACAAGUCGCUUGGCAUUACCAUACAGUGCAACAACAAUGGCGGCGGUAUCUUUGUGUCCACAGUUGCCGACAAGAGCACCGCCAUGCGUGCCGGUCUCCAGGUGGGCGAUCAACUCUUGGAAGUCUGUGGCAUCAACAUGCGUGCGGCCACCAACGAAAUCGCAGCGAAUGUGCUGCGCCAAUGCGGCGACUCCUUCACCAUGCUGGUGCAGUAUAAUCCCGAGAAAUUCCACUUCACGGAGUACGAGGGUCUGCAUCAGCUGGAACCAGAAUCUCCACUGAAUCAUUCGGGUUCGCCCACGCCGCGCAACUCGCCACGUCCGCCCGCACGCAAUGUGCUUGCCACGCUGCCCAUGCAGCCGCUAUCGCUGCCACUGUCGCUACCCCCAUCCGUUGUAGCCGCUGUGCCGCGCGUGCAGCUCUCACAUCAGUCCAUAAAGGAUCAGAGCUUCACCGACAGCCUAGAGAAUCAAUCGGACAUUAGCAGCAGCCAGGACAUGCCUUCGUCAGCGGCCACCACAACCACCACCACUGCUUCGGCCACCUCCACUGUGUACGAUGAGGAGCAGACCAAGCCCAAUGCACCAGCCACAGUGCCCAAUGACACCGUGCGCUUUGUCACGCUGCACAUGGACAAGUCCAAGAAUCUGGGCAUCAAGCUCUAUGGCGGCAACAAGGUGGGCAUCUAUGUAGCCGAGGUCACACAAGGUUCGCCCUCGGAUCAUGCGGGCAUACGCAAAGGCGAUUUGAUACUGGAAUACAAUGGCGUCGAUUUGAGCGGCGUCACUGCUGAGCAGGCGGCCAAUGAAAUACCCAAGCACACAGAUACGGUCACAAUGCUGGUGGAGAACAAGCUGCAAACGCUUAAACAAAUCAAGGAUAAGCCUGGCGAUUCGUUUUACAUACGCGUGGGCUUCGAUCGCAUUGGCGAGCUGAACGAGGAUGAUUUGCGUUUUGUUAAGGAUGAGGUGCUCUAUGUGGACAACACCAUGUUCAAUGGCACCUUUGGCUACUGGCGCGCCUGGAAGUUGGAUGCCAUGGGACAUCGCAAGGAGUGCGGCAUUAUACCAAGUCAGAUGAAAGUGGAGGAGGAGCUGCGCUGGGGCGAGAUAGUCGACUGUGAUACGGGCACGGCGCGACGCGGCAGCACAUCGGCGCGUCGCUCGUUCUUUCGCCGCAAGAAGAAUCAGCGCAGCUCAUCGCGCGACUCCACAGAGAUUGCCAGCUUCAGCAAUACGCAGCUGAGCUUCUUUCCCGAUUCGGGCAUACUGAAUGAUGAUGGCGGUGUGCUCAGCUAUCAGCGCGUGGAGCUGCUGGAGUCGCCUGUACGACGUCCUGUGCUCAUCAUUGGUCCGCUUAGCGAGUGCUUGAUGGAUCGCUUGAAAAUCGAUUUUAGCAAUUUGUUUAAAAUGUGCGAGGUUACCACCAUGGAGUGCUCACAGGAGGCCAUGGAGGAGAGCUUGAAGGAGAACAUAUUCGUUGACUAUCGCCGGCGUGGCAACAAGUUUGAGUGCACCACAGUCGAGGCUAUUAACAAUGCCUGCAAGAAUGAUCCACGUCAUUGCAUAUUGGAUGUGUCUGUCUCGGCAGUGGAGCGACUGCAGCGCUCGCAUAUUUAUCCCAUUGUGCUGCUGCUGCGCUUCAAGUCGGCCAAGCAGAUACGCGACAUACGCGACUUUGGAGUGGACAAAAUAUCAGCCAAGGCAGCCAAGGAAAUGUACGAGCGCGCGCUCAAGCUGGAAACGGACUAUAAACAAUACAUAUCAGCUGUCAUACCUGGCGUCAGCAUUAAGCACAUGUGCACACAGAUUAAGGAUGCUGUGGAUAAGGAGCAGGAUAAGCUGCUUUGGGUGCCCGUUUCCAAUGGAUAACAGCAGCAGCAGCAGCCGACGCUCUGUUUCGAUUUUGUUCAUCAAGAAAUAUUUAGUUUAUAGCUUUUAGUUAACAACUAAGGUUGCUUACACACAAAGUCGUAUUUUGUUUUGCGUAUUUCUUUCAUGUAUUUCUUACUCAACUUAGAGUAUUCAAUUGUGUCGUCUAUGCUUUGAACGCAUUGCAUUUAAGACGCGGUAUUUCUACAACUAUAUAGCAUAUAUACACUUUUUUUUUCAAUGUCUGCUGUCCUUUUUUAUUUAUGAACUUAAGCUGUGUGUGUUUUGUAUUAAAUUAGUGCGCGGAAUUUCAGAAAUUCUACAAUACAAGCAACUUAUAUAUUUUUUUAUAAACUAUUUAUGCACACAACCAAAAAGCGCGUGAAAAUUUAAAAACUUUACUUAUACUUUUGGCUUUAACUUACUUUUGUGGCAAUAUAUAAAUUCAAGUGCCUUGCAACAACAACAACGAGAACAACUUGCAACUUGUUUGCGUUUAAAAAUCUUUAUUCAAAGAACAAAAUGCAUAUAUGUGGUUAAUAAAUUAAAUCAGCUAUCACUAGCCUUAAAUUAUAAACAAAU
This is a messenger RNA of Drosophila busckii, 6586 nucleotides long. RefSeq names its product disks large homolog 5 (gene Dlg5). Bases 215 to 6004 code for a protein of 1929 amino acids. NCBI's taxonomy places the organism in Eukaryota, Metazoa, Arthropoda, Insecta, Diptera, Drosophilidae. The record is from RefSeq and is a predicted model, not a curated record. The transcript has 10 exons. Gene Ontology annotation, molecular function: protein binding.